This is a messenger RNA of Oreochromis aureus, 5469 nucleotides long. RefSeq names its product WD repeat-containing protein 19-like. Gene Ontology annotation, molecular function: protein binding. Gene Ontology annotation, biological process: cilium assembly; intraciliary retrograde transport. Gene Ontology annotation, cellular component: intraciliary transport particle A; cilium. NCBI's taxonomy places the organism in Eukaryota, Metazoa, Chordata, Actinopteri, Cichliformes, Cichlidae. The record is from RefSeq and is a predicted model, not a curated record. The transcript is spliced from 42 exons. The coding region runs from base 133 to 4881 and encodes 1582 amino acids.
CUUGAUUGCGUUUGCUUCUCAGUUUUUCGCUUUCUCAUCCAAAGCUGAUCAGCUGGAGGAGAAGAGUCUGACGGAGCAGCAGAGGAACAUUUCCAGCUACUUGGAAUCAGUUGAGUCACUACAGAGAAAACAAUGAGCUCAACACAGAAGAGUGCGUUUGUGCUCGCUGAAAAAGCCUGGGCGGGAUCUAACCUACUGUACAAGUGGCAGAAAAGCUUUGGCAGAUAUAUUGCUGUUGCAGGACAGGACAACACAGUGAAAAUAUUUGAUCGACGUGGACACAAGUGGACUGAAAUCAACCUUCCAGGGCGCUGUGUGGGGAUGGACUGGGAUAAGGAUGGGGACAUUCUGGCAGUGAUAGCUGCAAAAUCCAGCUCCAUCUUUCUCUGGGAUGCCAGCGUCAGUAAAACAUCCCAGAUAGACAGCGGUAUGAGAGAUCAGAUGUCUUUCGUCUUGUGGUCAAAGACUAGCCCGCUGUUGGCAGUCGGAACAGUCAAAGGAAACCUGUUGAUCUACAAUCAGCAGACCUCACGCAAGAUCCCCGUGCUGGGCAAACAUAGCAAGAAGAUUACGUGUGGCUGUUGGAGCUCCCAGAAUCUGCUGGCUCUGGGGAGUGACGACAACACACUGAGCAUCAGCAAUCAUGAGGGAGACACCAUCAGACAGACAACGGUUCGGGGUAAGCCUGCUGAAAUGUACUUCUCGGUGAUGAAGACAGAUGAAAGCUCAGCUCAAGGAGAGAGCACAGUGAGUGUUUCUGUGGACAAGAAGAUACUGAUGCUUUUCAACAUCAACGACCCGGGAAACCAAAUAGAGCUAGCUUUCGAGCGCCACUAUGGAAACAUUGUGUCCUACCGCUGGUAUGGUGAUGGGUAUAUACUCAUUGGUUUCUCCCAUGGAUACUUUGUGGUCAUCUCCACACACAUCAGGGAGAUAGGAUAUGAGCUCUAUCGGGCUCACAACCAUAAAGACUGUCUCAACAGCAUAGCCAUCUCCACAGCAGUGAACAAGUGUGCGUCUUGUGGGGACAACAGCAUAAUAAUCCACGAGCUGUCAGAUCGUAAAGAUAUCAGCAGAAUAAUUCAGCUGCAUGAUGAGAAUAAAGGUCUGGAUCAGCUGAGCUGGACAGAUGACGGCCAGCUGUUGGCACUUUCCACACAGAGAGGGACGCUCCAUGUCUUCCUGACAAAGCUGCCCAUUCUUGGCGACAGCUAUGGCACCCGGCUGGCCUACCUCACCUCCUUGCUGGAGGUCACUGUCUGCAACCAGGUGGACGAAGAGAGUCCAGUAACGAUAGAAGUGGAAGUAGAGCCCACAUUCAUUGCAGUGGGACCAUGCCAUGUGGCUGUGGGGAUGAACAACAGAGCCUGGUUUUACGCACUGGCAGAUCAGGAACCAGGUUUUAAUAAGCUGAAGGACAUCGAGUAUUUGGGGACAAUAGCCAGCAUGUGUCUUAACUCUGACUAUGCAGCAGCGCUGUUUGAGGGGAAAGUCCAGCUCCAUGUGAUUGAAGGCAAAGAUCAGGACGAGAAGAAGCAGAUGAAGCUUUUUCCAGGCGAUGACAGAAAAGGCCGCAUCCUUUGCCACGCCCUCACUGCCAAUAUCCUCUACUAUGGCACUGAUUCUGGAAGUGUGGUGUCUGUCCCGGUGGAGGACUGUGAGGCAUUGAGCAGUUACAGCCAUUCAGUUGGUGUGAGGAAAGUGUUCCCUGACGUUAUUGGCACUUUCGAGUUGUGUUCAUCGAUAACCAAAACAGCGGCUUCCUGCUCUCCCCUGCAAACGCCCACAGGUGGUGUUAGUAGGGGAGCACCACGCUCCCCUUUUCCCCAGAAGCCUCUGGUCUUUGACAACGGUGAGCUGACCUGUCAAACGGCAAGCGGUAGAAUCAGCAAAGUGGAGUUGAGCACACACUCAUUCCUGAAGCACACGGCGACAAACUCCUCGACAGAGCUCAGCAGGCAGCUCGCCCAGGCUGUCAUGCUCAAAAGGUUCAACGAAGCCUUGGCUCUGUGCAAGUCUGCAGGCACUAAUGCAGACUGGGCAGAGUUGGGCAAAGCCUGCUUGGUCCACAUGGAGGUUGAGCUGGCCAUCCAGGUGUACCGCAUGAGUGGUAAUGUCGGCAUGGUGCGGUCUCUGCAGAGAAUCCAGGGUACAGAGGAAAUGAAUUUACUGGCAGGACAUUUGGCCAUGUUUCUGGAGGACUACGACCGGGCCCAAGACCUUUAUCUGUCCUCAAGUUCCCCAGUCGCUGCUCUGGAGUUCCAGGAGCACGAUGAGGCGUGCCAGGCAGGUAUGGCCAGGAUGUAUGUCAGGAGAGGAGCCGCUCUGGCUAACCAGAACAGGAGAAGAUUUCUCAAGAAGGAAUGUGGGGCCGUACUGGAGAGCAUGAAGCAAUACUCUGAAGCUGCUCAGCUCUAUGAAGAAGGACAGUAUUAUGACAAAGCAGUCUCUGCCUACAUUCGCUGCAAAAACUGGACAAAGGUGGAAGAGCUGCUUCCAAACAUCUCUUCUCCCGAGAUUCACUUGCAGUAUGCAAAGGCCAAGGAGGCGGAGGGCAAAUACAAGGAUGCGGCACGAGCCUACGAGAGCGCGAAGGACUGGGACAGUGUGAUCCGCGUGCUGCUGGACCACCUGAACAAACCAGAAGAAGCUGUUCGCAUCGCCAGAGAGAUGCAGAGCAUCGGUGGAGCAAAGAUGGUUGCCAGGUUCUUUCUACAGUCUAACGACUAUGGCUCAGCCAUCCGCAUCCUGGUUUCGUCCGAUUGCCACGACGAAGCCUUCCAGCUGGCGCAGCAGCACGGAAAAAUGGAGGUCUACGCAGACAUCAUCGGCUCUGAGGCGACACAGGAGAACUAUCAGUGUAUCGCUCUCUACUUUGAGGGAGAAAAGAAACACCUGGAGGCUGGCAAGUUCUUUCAGAAGUGUGGACAGUACAGCAGAGCGCUGAAGAACUUCUUGUUGUGCCCUAACACCGAAGACAACCUGGCGAUCGAGAUGGCGAUUGAGACGGUUGGCCAGGCCAAGGACAGCUCUUUGACCAAUCAGCUGAUAAAAGGCCGCAUCCUUUGCCACGCCCUCACUGCCGAUUUCCUCCACUAUGGCACUGAUUCUGGAAGUGUGGUGUGUGUCCUGGUUGAGGACUGGGAGACCGUGAGCAGUUACAGCCAUUCAGUUGGUGUGAGGAAAGUGUUCCCUGACGUUAUUGGCACUCGAGUUGUGUUCAUCGAUAACCAAAACAGCGGCUUCCUGCUCUCCCCUGCAAACGUUAGUGCAUUUUUAAAAGCAACAGAGUCUUGCUUUGAGCUCCCCAACUUUUCACCCACCAUCACAGGAGUGCUCUGGGACAACUGGCAUGCAGGCAGAGGGGUGUUUGUAGCCUAUGAUGAUGACCAAGUCUACACCUAUGCCCUGCAUGAAACCACCAUCUAUGGCCCACAGGUGGUGUUAGUAGGGAGCACCGCGCUCCCCUUUUCCCAGAAGCCUCUGCUCUUUGACAAUGGUGAGCUGACCUGUCAAAUGUCGUGCGGUAAAAACAGCAAAGUGGAGUUGAGCACACACUCAUUCCUGAAGCACACGGCGACAGACUCCUCGACAGAGCUCAGCAGGCAGCUCGCCCAGGCUGUCAUGCUCAAAAGGUUCAACGAAGCCUUGGCUCUGUGCAAGUCUGCAGGCACUAAUGCAGACUGGGCAGAGUUGGGCAAAGCCUGCUUGGUCCACAUGGAGGUUGAGCUGGCCAUCCAGGUGUACCGCAUGAGUGGCAAUGUCGGCAUGGUGCGGUCUCUGCAGAGAAUCCAGGGUACAGAGGAAAUGAAUUUACUGGCAGGACAUUUGGCCAUGUUUCUGGAGGACUACGACCGGGCCCAAGACCUUUAUCUGUCCUCAAGUUCCCCAGUCGCUGCUCUGGAGAUGAGAAGAGACUUGCUGCACUGGGACAGUGCUCUCAUGUUAGCCAAGAGGCUAGCAGAAGAUCAGAUUCCCUUUAUAUCCAAAGAAUAUGCUGUUCAUCUAGAAUUUGUUGGAGAUUAUGUUAAUGCGUUGGCACACUAUGAAAAAGGCAUGACUCACAACAGCAAAUUCCAGGAGCACGAUGCGGCGUGCCAGGCAGGUAUGGCCAGGAUGUAUGUCAGGAGAGGAGCCGCUCUGGCUAACCAGCACCCGAGCAGAGAUCUCAAGAAGGAAUGUGGGGCCAUACUGGAGAGCAUGAAGCAAUACUCUGAAGCUGCUCAGCUCUAUGAAGAAGGACAGUAUUAUGACAAAGCAGUCUCUGCCUACAUUUGCUGCAAAAACUGGACGAAGGUGGAAGAGCUGCUUCCAAACAUCUCUUCUCCCGAGAUUCACUUGCAGUAUGCAAAGGCCAAGGAGGCGGAGGGCAAGUUCUUUCUACAGUCUAACGACUAUGGCUCAGCCAUCCGCAUCCUGGUUUCGUCCGAUUGCCACGACGAAGCCUUCCAGCUGGCGCAGCAGCACGGAAAAAUGGAGGUCUACGCAGACAUCAUCGGCUCUGAGGCGACACAGGAGAACUAUCAGUGUAUCGCUCUCUACUUUGAGGGAGAAAAGAAACACCUGCAGGCUGGCAAGUUCUUUCAGAAGUGUGGACAGUACAGCAGAGCGCUGAAGAACUUCUUGUUGUGCCCUAACACCGAAGACAACCUGGCGAUCGAGAUGGCGAUUGAGAUGGUUGGCCAGGCCAAGGACAGCUCUUUGACCAAUCAGCUGGUAGAUUACCUGAUGGGGGAAAGUGACGGCAUGCCCAAGGAUGCAAAGUACCUGUCCCAGCUGUAUACGGCCCUGCAGCAGUACAGGGAGGCAGAUCGCACUGCCAUCAUUAUCGCCAGAGAAGAGCAGAGUCAAAAUCCUGGGUCUUUUGACCCAGCGUUUUGAGUUUUAGUUUAUUUUGAUGUUCAUGAUAUGUUUAAGUUCUUUAGGUUAUCUAAGUUCACUUGCUUAUUAGUUUCCCCUUGUGUUUUCAACCCCUGUUAAGUCUCCCUUGCCCUUCAUGUGUUUCAUGUCUGUUUCUUAUGUUUUCAAGUUCAUGUAGUCAUGUCUGCGUUUCAUUACGUUUCCUAUUUUAUUUUGUAAGAGGUCCUGUGCUCUGUGUUUUGUUUUACUCUUUCCCUGUGGCGUUGUUGUGUUCAUGUUGUGUCUACUGUGCCUUUCUGUCCCAUGUUUCAGGUCCCUAUGUUCUCUCCUCAGUUGCUGUUAAGUUUACAUGUCUAGAGUUUAGUAGGUGUGCUUCCUGUUUUACUGAGAAGGUCCGUGUCUGAUGUCAGUGAUUCUAGUUUUGCUUCCCUUGUCUCGUCCAGCCUGAUUACUCCCAGCUGUGCUCUCCUUCUGUCUCAUUCCCUCGUUAUCCCUCAGUGUAUUUAAGCCCUGUGUUCCUUGUUGUCAGUGUCGUAGUCUUCCUCAUGGCUGUGUUUCCCUGUGUGUCAGUUUAUCCAUGCCCCAGUUUAGUUUUGUUAUGUUUUUUGU